GGGAGCAGCUGGAGGCACAGAGAGGAUCAGUGGGAGAGAGAGAGAGGGAGAGAGAGAGGGAGAGAGAGGGAGCAGGACCGAGACACAAACACAAGAAGGUCGUGAUGGGAAACACCGACAGUCACACCAGCUUCGUCUCAGCCGCCAAACCCUCCUGCUCGCUCAGGUCCUCGUCCCGGGAGGAGGAGGCGCCGUCAGCUCGCAGCUGGUGGAGGAGCAGCCAGGGCGGCUGCAGGAGCCGUGGGAGGAGCUGUCAGAACCAGAACUCCUCCUGGCAUUACGAACAUGGACCCAGAGGAGGCUCCAUGCUGAGAGCUGCGUCUCCUCAGAGGAACAGCAGGGGGAGCUGCAGGAGUCAGUUUGGAUACCCGGAGAACGGCGGAGAGGGUAACGGAAUCGGUGGCGAGCGGAAGUCUGUGGAGAGCGGCGGCAGCCCCAAAGUGCUGCUCAGCAAAGAUGGCAGCAUGAGGGUGGAGUUCAGCAACAGCAGGGUCGACCCCAUGGAGCCGCAGGGGUUAACCGGCGUACCCGCCAUCUCCACCACAGCUGCCUCCUCAGUGGCCGAACCCCUCCUCCGCACCAGUAAGGGCAGCUCGCUCAGCUCUGACGGCUCCUGGUACGACUCGCCAUGGGGGGGCAGUACUGAGCUGGCGGACAAUGUGUUUGUUUGCGGGCAGAUCGCGGAUAACCCCACCUACUCCUCUACCCGUACGGAAGUGUCCUCCACACCUCAACAAGGUGUCUUCAACACCUUCUUCUCGGCCCAGGUAGAGGUCGUCUCACCUGGAUUUAACUCCACCCUCCUCUUCCCCGCCGCAGGCUACAACACCUGCUCCUCUCGCCGGACAGAGGACAGCGGCAUCGGGGACUCUGUGAUCUUGCAGCCGGACCUGAGAGACUUCAGCCUGGUCUCAUCCCCGGCUGCGUCACUGGACAGCGUCUGCAGCAGCCACAACACGCUGCCUGCCUUCCCCACGGCACCACACCCCCCAUGGGCCGCCUCCUCCUCCACGCUGCCGGAUGACGUCAGUCAGGAGGAGGAGGGGUUCUCCUCCCUCACGCUGCCUUGCCGCAGGGCCGAGUCAACCAGCACCGCCCUGCCACCUGCGAACAAUCGCAAAGAUUUCCUGAAGAGCAGAAUCAGACAACUGAGCGACUGGACAGGAAGUCUGAGCAGGAAGAAGAGACGGAUCCAGGAGCCCAGUGAUGUUUCCGUCACCGGGCUGAGCUGUGAGCUGGUCGGUCGCAGCGCAGCGUCGACCUCCGACCUCCUCCACCCUCCAUGUGGCUCCAGAGGCCUGAACCACAUCAGCGACGCCCAUCGACGGAACAUCUACGAGAACUUCAUGCAGGAGCUGGAGACGAGCUGCAGCGGUGCAGCCGACCAGGAGGAGCUGUCGGACGAAGAAGAGGAGCAGGAGGAGGAGCAGGAGGAGGAGGAGGACAUGGAUGGAGGGGUAGAGUUGGGAGGAAUAGAGCAGCUGGACGUCUUGUUCGAGAAGGCAGGCGUGGUGCGACGAGCCGGAUGGCUUUUCUUCACUCUGAUUACUGUCAACAAGGACGGGAAGAUGGAGCUCGUCGCACGCCGCAGGUGGGAGGCAUUACUGGGUUGCACUCUUCUGCUUCAUGAGACGUACGGGAGGAGCGGUGGGACCGAGCGGGACCUUUCUCCUCGUUACGCUCUGCUGGCCGAGGACAGCAUCGUCCAGGCCGUCCCAGAACAUCCCAAGAGGGAACACGUCUUCUGUCUCAGCAACGCAUAUGGAGACGUUUACCUGUUCCAGGCAACCAACCAGACGGAGCUGGAGAACUGGGUGACCUCCGUCCACUCUGCCGGCGCCUCCCUGCUGGCGAGGCGUCAGGGGAAGGAGGACACGCUGCGCCUCCUGCGCUGCCGGAGCCGCUCGCUGCUGCACAAGAUCGACAUGGACGGGAAGAUGAAGAAGAUGGCGGAGCUGCAGCUGUCCGUCAUCAAGGAGCAGAAGAACAGGAAGGCCGUGGAGAGCCAGAUCAAGCAGUGGGAGCAGAACCUGGAAAAACUGAACCUGGAUCUGUUCAGGUUCAGGUGCUACCUCUCCAGUCUGCAGGGCGACGAGCUCCCAAACCCAAAGAGCCUCCUCGCCAUCGCCAGCCGGGCCUCCAAGAGCCUGCUGGGACGCCUGGGAGGGUUCUCCGUGUCCUCCUUCCACGCCCUGGUGUGCAGCAGAGACGAGGGGACGUUACGACGGCGUGGUCGGUCUCUGUCGGGGGGGAACCACCGGUGGAGGGGGCUGCCGUCCUCUCUGAAGGCGCUGGACGGGCUGGACAGAAGCAGCAGUCUCUCUACGUCCCAGAGACUGGACUCUGAGGACAAACAGGGGGAGGUGCUGCCCUCUGCAGGACGUCCUGCAGCUGUACAGAUGUGUGAUGAAGGUUCCGCCCUCGGCAGCUUCUCGCUGCACAUCUGUCGAGACGCCGCUGGACGAGGCUUUGGCUUCGUGGUCACAGGCCACUUGGACGGCGCCGGGCGGAGUCACGUGCACGUCAGCGAGGUCGAUCCGCUGGGGCCCUCCGCCAGAGAAGGCCUCAGGGCCGGAGACGAGGUGCUGGCGGUGAACGGGGCGUCUGUGUCCGGACUCGACCUGGACCUGAUGCAGAGUCUCUUCAGCCACCAGAAGCUCCAGCUGCUGCUGAGGAGAGACGAGUCCCCUGAGGGGGAACCCGCCGCCGUGUGGCCUGAACCCGGUGAACCUGCAGGCCCCUGGGAGCCCGCGGCCCCUGACCUCCACACCUGGGCCACAGUCACUGAACGAACGAGGAGCAGAUGGUUUUUGGGUUUAACUGGAAUCUGAAACGUUGCUAAUCACAGAUUUUUAAUAUGUGCUUCCCGACAGAACAUGGAGCGGGUUUAUUGUCUGUACCAGACCUUCCCAGAAGGCCGAGCUGCAGACCCCGAUGUUCCCAAGAACCCGUACAGCAGAGAGGUCACCCUGCAGCCGGCAAGCCCCGCCCACAUGAGCGUGUGCCAGCACCUGCGUAAAGUCAUCCAGGAGCUGGUCGACACGGAGAAGUCCUACGUCAAGGAUCUGGUGUGUCUGCUGGACGUCUACCUGACGCCGCUGCAGACGGAGACGUUCCUCAGCAAAGCAGAGAUGGAGGCGCUGUUCGGCAGCCUGCCUCAGAUGCUGGACUUUCAGAGAGUUUUCCUUCAGACUCUGGAGGAGAAGAUCUCCUCGUGUCCGAACCUGAGUCGCCUGGAAACACCUGAGCAGUUCAAGAAACUCCUCUUCUCGUUGGGAGGAUCUUUUCUUUAUUACGCCGACCACUUCAAACUCUACAGCGGCUUCUGUGCCAAUCACAUCAAAGUGCAGAAGGUUCUGGAACGAGCGAAGACAGACAGAGCCUUCAAACACUUCUUGGAGACGAGGAAUCCGACCAAUCAGCACUCUUCCUGUCUGGAGUCGUACCUGAUCAAACCGGUUCAAAGGGUUCUGAAGUAUCCACUGCUGCUCCGGGAGCUGGUGACCCUGACCCCCCCCGAGAGCCCCGAGCACACACACCUGACAGAGGCCCUGAGGGCGAUGGAGAAGGUGGCGAGUCACAUUAACGAGAUGCAGAAGAUCCACGAGGACUACGGCUGCGUGUUCGAUCAGCUGACUGCGGAACAGGGCGGAGCCGACACACAGGUCACGGACGUGUCGAUGGGAGAGUUCCUGAUCCACUCAGCGGUCGCCUGGUUGAAUCCUCUUCCCUGUGUGGGUCGAGUGAGGAGAGACCCACAACUCACACUGUUCGUGUUCAGACGCGCUGUCAUCCUGGUUUAUCGAGACAACGUCAAACUGAAGAAGAAGACGAUGAGCUCCCGCUCAGCUGAUCUGGACCCCUUCAGGUUCCGCUGGUUAAUCCCAGUGUCAGCGGUUCAGGUCAGACCAGUCAGCAUCACAGGCUCAGAGAACCCGUGUGUGUGGGAGCUGGUUCACAGCCGGUCGGAGGUGGAGGGACGACCGGAGACGGUGUUUCAGCUCUGCAGCAGUGGUUUGGAGACAAAGGCGAGCGUCCUGCGAGUCCUGUCCUCCGUCCUCAAAGAGCGGGGACCGGCCGGCUCGCUGAGGAGGUCCAGGCUGUCCACGGCCGAGAGGAGCAGCUCCUGGAGGAGGAGGCAGCAGAGGAGUCGUGCGUCCGCCCAGAGGACGACUCCUCACCGGCAGCCGGAGGAGAGCAGGUUCAUCCUGGGAGACACCUGCUCGGAGCCGCUGCUGCCCAGCCACGCCUCGAGCGGCUCCUCGGGGGGGAAGAGGACCCGACUGCUCUCGCUGACCAGCGAGCUGGAGGCCCAGCUGCAGAGGCUGAACGUCACAGAGGAGGCGGAGCCACGAGCCACGACUCCCAGUGGCGACCGGAGGACCGCCGAGAAGAGGCGGAGCUCCAGUCUGCAGCGACGCCCCGGAGGGGACGUGUUGGACCUGCUGGACAGAGACUUCAGUGUUCACAGCAUGAGGUCCAUGAUCAACGAAGACUGUUUCUACGACUUCCAGACGCCGGCUGCUCCCUCACUACAGGGCUGACGCUAAAGCUGCCGUCACACGAGGAGUCCAAACUCAACUGAGUCACGACGAUCUCCAGAACCUUCUCCGACUCAACCAAUCACACGGAAGCUCUCACACAGAGCGUCUGAUUGGCCAGGAGACAAACACCUGCAUCUGGAAAAACACACCUACAACUUUGCAAAACCCAAAACUGAAGUUUCCACUUUAAAGUUGAAAAACAAACUAAAAUAAUAAGAAAAGUUCUGAUGUUCCAGGAGAGCUCCUAUCGGCAGAGCGAUCAACGGAUCAGUUCAACCAGCUUCACACCUGGUGUGGUUCAUUCUGACACUUCAGUGUGAAUCAGGAGUGAAGUGUUCCUCGGACCUCGAUCCAGAUUCAGUCCGACCAGGAGAGGAGUUCUGGUUCUGGAUCAAGCUGAAUCCUGGUUCUGUUCGUCUUGAAGAACUUAACAUCAAUUCAGAGAACAAACCUUUUCCAGAUCAACUGAACAGAAUCGUUAUUUAACUUUUUCAAGUUCACUAGAUUUAACGAUGGAGGAAUAUUUACACGUUUUUAAAAAUCUCUGUGUAGAUUUAACUGAUUUUAAAAAGCUUUCCCCGACUCAUGGAUCCAAAACACUUGAGAAGGAUUCGUGUUCAGGACGAAUGUUGGACUGAACCCGUCUUUAUGUCUUUAUUUUUCUCUUAAUUUUUCUCUCUGUACAGUUUAUUUUUUCUGUUGUAGUUUGAAUCUGAAUCUCUGGAGCUGCUGGAUCGGGGUCUUUGUAAAUCUGAAUUAUUGUAUUUAUAUAUUUUCUGUUUCAGUUUUGUGGCUGCAGAUCCAGAAACUACAGGUAUUUUGUAAUUUAUUUUCUUAAAUAUUUGUGUAAAUCUUUUUGUCGACUUGAUGAAGUCCAAUAAAUGAAGGAAUAUGUAAUUAAAAAGGUUAAUUGAUCUAAA
Messenger RNA from Pleuronectes platessa (European plaice), 5464 nucleotides. RefSeq names its product rho guanine nucleotide exchange factor TIAM2 (gene tiam2b). Gene Ontology annotation, biological process: small GTPase-mediated signal transduction; activation of GTPase activity; positive regulation of axonogenesis. Gene Ontology annotation, molecular function: protein binding; guanyl-nucleotide exchange factor activity. Gene Ontology annotation, cellular component: synapse; membrane. The record is from RefSeq and is a predicted model, not a curated record. Lineage: Eukaryota; Metazoa; Chordata; Actinopteri; Pleuronectiformes; Pleuronectidae.